Molecule: messenger RNA, 387 nt
Organism: Plasmopara halstedii
Lineage: Eukaryota; Oomycota; Peronosporomycetes; Peronosporales; Peronosporaceae
Exons: 1
Coding region: 1-387 (128 amino acids)
Source: RefSeq, a predicted model, not a curated record
AUGUGCUUCUUUGAGUUACGUGCAACGUGGAACUGUAUCGCCACCGCCCACUUGCCUCCUGUUCGUCCGGAAUGGUCAGUGCAAAAGUGUGUUGUGUAUGACAUAUGGGGUGUCAUGUGCGCAGUGACACUGCACUUCAUUUGGUCGGAUCGCAACCGAUGCCACUUUGAAGGCCGUCUCCCCACGCCAGCUGUUUCUGCAUUCGCUGUCAUUCUGACAACGUUCAGUGCGCAUGUGCGCUACUGCAUGAGGCGGGUGUAUGUUGACAAAGAAGACACCGUCUCCCUUCAAGCCGUACUCGAACGACUAAAGUGUGCACACAACGUGGGUUCGUGCAUGGAUACGCACAGUGGUUUGUUUCUGAUCCGUAAGAAGCAUGUGGUGUGA